AUGGGUUCCCUGUGGAGCUGGUGGACGCUCUGGGCCGGAGCAACCCUCCUGUGGGGGUUGACCCAGGAGGCCUCUGUGGGCCUCGGGACCACUGCAGGCACGGAAUUCCUCACAGCCUUCCUGCAGAACUACCAGCCAGGGUACGACGCAGCCUACCUAAACCUGCUCAUCUCCAGUCUGUCUGAGAGCCCCGCCGCGGUCUCCGUCCUCAGCCGGACAGACAACUCCUUGCAGAAGGUCACCGUGAAGCCUGGGCAGUCGGUCAUGGUCAACAUCAGCUCUCAGGCUGAGAUGAUAGGUAGCAGAAUCUUCAAGCAUGCAGUGGUGGUCCGCUCAGACCAUACCAUUUCCGUACAAGCCAUCAGCAGAAAGCCCAGCACGGCGGAAGUGACAGUGCUGCGACCUGUCACCACCUUGGGCACCAAUUACUUUGUACUCACGGCCCCCAGCUCCUCAGCCAAGAAUCUCAAGGAGUUUGCUGUGGUGGCUGGGGCUGCAGGUGCCUCAGUGAGUAUCCAGCUGAAGGGGCAAGUGACAUUCCAGGGCAAGUUCUACCCAUCGGGCAGUGUCCUGAGUGUGACCCUGGAGCCCUUUGCUGUGGCCCAGCUACAGAGCACGGCUAAUCUCUCAGGGUCCAAAGUCACUUCCAGUGACCCUGUUGCUGUGUUCUCUGGCCACAGCUGUGCCCAUAAACACACGAACUGCAAUUAUGUGGUAGAGCAGCUGCUACCCACAUCCGCCUGGGGCACCCGCUAUGUGGUGCCCUCUCUGGCUUCUCAAGCCCGCUAUGAUCUAGUCUACGUUGUGGCCAGCCAGGCCACAAAGCUGACCUACAACCAGGGGGGCACUGUCGGCUCCCGUGGGCUUCAGUCAGGUGAGGUGGUAGAGUUUGAGAUCCGGCCAUCUCACCCACUCUAUCUGACUGCUGAUGUAGGCAUCCAGGUCUUGCUAUUUGGCACAGGUGCCACAAGGGAUGGAGUGACCUAUGACCCUUACUUAAUCCUGAUUCCAGAUGUGGCGGCCUACUGCCCUGCCUAUGUGGUCAAGACUGUGCCAGGCAUUAAGAGUUUGGCCCUGGUGGUGGCACCAACGAAGGCUACAGAGGGGCUGAGCAUGGAUGGGCAGGUACUAGGGGCCAAGGUCACCUGGACAGCUGUGCCAGGCAGCGAGUUCUCAUAUGCUGAGGUGGACCUCGGUACUGCUGACAAGACCCACAUGGCUGAGGCCACCACUAACUUCGGGCUGAUCACCUUCGGGCUGGCAGAUGCUACGGGCUUCGGGACAGCAGCUGCCUGUGGCCGAACCGUACUCUCGGAAGAGAGCUCCUGCGACAGCGUCAAAUGCAAACGUGGGCAGCGCUGCCAGGUGGCAGGCGGGAAGGCCACGUGCUCGCCGGAGCCCACGGCCACCUGCCGCGCCCAGGGGGACCCCCACUACACCACCUUCGAUGGCCGUCGCUACGACCUGAUGGGCACGUGCUCGUACACCCUGGCCGAGCUGUGCGGCCUGGACCAGAGCCUGCCGGCCUUCAGCGUGGAGGCCAAGAACGAGCACCGCAGCGGCAGCCGCCAAGUCUCCUACGUGGGCUUCGUCACCGUGCGCGCCUACAGCCACGACGUGUCGCUGGCGCGCGGAGAGGUUGGCUUCGCCCGGAUCGACAACCAGCGCUCCCGCCUGCCAGCCUCCCUGAGCGAGGGUCGCCUGCGUGUGUACCAGAGCGGGCUGCGGGCUGUGGUGGAGCUGGACUUUGGUCUGGUGGUCACUUAUGACUGGGACUGCCAGCUGGCCGUGAGCCUGCCUGCGCGCUUCCAAGACCAGGUGUGUGGGCUGUGUGGCAACUACAAUGGUAACCCGGCUGAUGACUUCCUCACACCUGACUGGGAUCAGGCAUCUGACCCUGUGGAGUUCGGCAAGAGCUGGAAGCUUGACGAUGGGGACUACCUGUGCCAGGACGGCUGUCAGAGCAACUGUCCCUCCUGCACCCAGGGCCAGGCCCAGCACUAUGAGAAUGACCGUCUCUGUGGCAUGCUGGCCCGGCUUGAUGGCCCCUUUGCUGCCUGCCAUGCUAGCCUGGACCCCCGACCCUUCCUGGAGAACUGUGUCUAUGAUCUGUGUGUGACCGGCGGGGACCGGCCCAGCCUGUGCCGUGGCCUCAGCGCUUAUGCCCAGGCCUGUCUGGCACUUGGCAUCUCUGUCGGGGACUGGAGGUCACCAGCCAAUUGCCCCCUGUCCUGUCCGGCCAACAGCCGCUACGAACUCUGCGGCCCCGCCUGCCCUGCCACCUGCAACUCAGCGGCGGCGCCGGCCAACUGCUCGGCGCUCCCGUGCGUGGAGGGCUGCGUGUGCCUCCCCGGCUUCGUGUCCAGCGGGGGCGCCUGCGUGCCAGCCUCGGCCUGCGGCUGCACCUUCGAGGGCCGCCUGCUCGCGCCCGGCCAGGAGGUGUGGGCGGACGAACUGUGCCAGCGGCGCUGCACCUGCAACGGCGCCACCCAGCAGGUGCGCUGCCAAGACACACAGGGCUGCCCGGCAGGGGCGCGCUGCGGCGUCCAGAACGGCCUCCUGGGUUGCUACCCCGACAGCUUUGGGACCUGCCUGGCCUACGGGGACCCGCACUACGUGAGCUUCGAUAGGCGGCGCUUCGACUUCAUGGGCACCUGCACGUACCUGCUGACGGGCUCCUGCGGCCAGAACGUGGCGCUGCCCGCCUUCCGCGUGCUAGUGGAGAACGAACAUCGAGGCAGCCAGACCGUAAGCUUCACACGCGGCGCGCGCGUGGAGGCCCGCGGCGUGGUGGUGGCCGUCAUCCGGCAGCACCCCGGAAAAGUGCUGAUGGAUGGUGUCCUUCACUACCUGCCCUUCCAUGCAGCAGAUGGACAGGUUCAGGUGUUCCGCCAAGGCAAUGAUGCUGUUAUCCGCACAGACUUUGGCCUGACCGUCACCUACGACUGGAACGCCCGUGUGACUGUCAAGGUGCCUGGCAGCUAUGCUGGGGCCCUAUGUGGGCUCUGUGGGAACUUCAACGGGAACAAAGGUGACGACCUGACUCUGCGGGGUGGGGGCCAGGCUGCCAAUGCGCUGGCCUUUGGGAACAGCUGGCAGGAGGAGACGAGACCUGGCUGUGGAGCAGCUGAUCCGGGUGACUGUCCCAAGCUGGACUCCCUGGUGGCCCAGCAGCUGCAGAGCAAGAAGGAGUGUGGGAUCAUUGCCGACCCCAAGGGGCCCUUCCGGGAAUGUCAUGGCAAGCUGGAUCCCCAGGGCGUUAUGCGUGACUGUGUGUACGACCUCUGCCUGCUACCAGGCCAGUCUGGGCCACUGUGUGAUGCGCUGGCUACAUAUGCUGCCGCAUGCCAGGCUGCUGGGGCCACCGUGUACCCCUGGAGGAGUAAAGAGCUCUGCCCACCAAGCUGUGCACCCCACAGCCACUAUGAGGCGUGUUCCCACAGCUGCCCACUGUCCUGCGGAGACCUCCCAGUGCCUGGGGGCUGUGGCUCGGACUGCUACGAGGGCUGCGUGUGCGACGAGGGCUUUGCGCUCAGUGGCGAGUCCUGCGUACCCCUGGCCUCUUGUGGUUGCGUGUACCAGGGCACCUACCAUCCACCAGGCCAGACCUUCUACCCUGGCCCAGGCUGUGAGUCCCUCUGCCACUGCCAGGAGGGCGGCCUAGUGUCCUGCAAGCCCUCCACCUGCGGCCCGCAUGAGGCCUGCCAGCCAUCCAAUGGUGUCCUGGGCUGUGUGGCUGUGGGCUCGGCCACCUGCCAGGCAUCAGGAGACCCACACUACACUUCUUUUGACGGCCGACGCUAUGACUUCAUGGGUACUUGCGUGUACGUGCUGGCUCGGACCUGUGGGGCCCAGCCUGGCCUGGACCAGUUUGCUGUCCUUCAGGAGAACGUGGCCUGGGGUAACGGGAAAGUCAGUGUGACCAAGGUGAUCACUGUCCAGGUGGCUAACUUCACCCUGCGGCUGGAGCAACACCAGUGGAAGGUCACGGUGAACGGUGUGGACAUGAAGCUGCCCGUGGUGCUGGCCGAGGGCCGGGUCCGGGCCUUCCAGCAUGGCUCGGACGUCGUGGUUGAGACUGACUUUGGCCUACGUGUGACCUACGACCUCAUGUACUAUGUGCGGGUCACCGUCCCAGGCAACUACCACCAGCAGCUGUGUGGCCUCUGUGGGAACUACAAUGGGGACCCCAAGGAUGACUUCCAGAAGCCUGACGGGUCACAGGCAGGCAACCCCAACGAUUUUGCCAACUCCUGGGAGGAGGCGGUGCCCGGCUCCCCCUGCUUGCCACCCACCUGCCCCCCUGGUGAGGACUGCAACCCUGAGUGCACACCCGAGCUGGAGCAAAAGUACCAGCAGGAGGAGUUCUGUGGGCUCCUCACCAGCCCCACGGGGCCGCUGGCCGCCUGCCACAAGCUGCUGGAGCCCCAGGGCCCUCUGCAGGAGUGUGUCUUCGACCUCUGCCUGGGCAAAGGCAACCACAGCAUCCUCUGUAGCAGUAUCCACGCCUACGUGAGUGCCUGCCAGCUCUGUGAAGGAAGGCACCCUGAUGGCCAUGCCCUGUUUCCACAGCCAGAGCAGACGGUGCUCAUUGACAACUGCCGGCAGCAGUGCGUGUGCCAUGCGGGUAAAGGUCUGUUGUGCCAGGACCACAGCUGCAGGCCUGAGCAGGUGUGCCUGCCCUCGGAAGGCGUCCUGAGCUGUAUCACCAAAGGUGCUGGGCUAGGGCUGGGGCAUCUGGGAACAGAUUCUGGAGCCGAGAGACUCAGGGAGGUGCUGGGGACCAGCUGGUCUUAUUCUGAGAAGUCCCUCAAGAUCCUCUCUCUUCUGCCCCCAGACCCGUGCCAUGGAGUGACAUGUCGGCCACAGGAGACAUGCCGGGAGCAGGGUGGCCAGGGUGUGUGCGUGCCCAACUACGAGGCCACAUGCUGGCUGUGGGGUGACCCACACUACCACUCCUUCGAUGGCCGGGACUUCGACUUCCAGGGCACCUGCAGCUACGUGCUGGCAGCAGUUGGCUGCCCGGGUGUCAAUGCCCAGGGCCUGACACCCUUCUCCGUCAUUACCAAGAAUGAGAACCGAGGCAAUCCUGCUGUAUCCUACGUGAGGCUCGUCACUGUGACCGCCCUCGGCACCAAUAUCUCCAUCCACAAGGGUGAAAUUGGCAAAGUCCGGGUGAACGGUGUGCUGACAGCACUGCCUGUCUCAGCAGCCGGCGGCCGGCUGACAGUGACCCACGGUGCAUCCAAGGCCGUGCUGGUGGCAGACUUCGGGCUGCGGGUCACCUAUGACUGGGACUGGCGGGUGGAGGUGACCCUGCCCAGCAGCUAUCAUGGCGCGGUGUGUGGGCUGUGUGGGAACAUGGAUAGAAAUCCCAACAACGACCAAGUCUUCCCCAACGGCACACUGGCUCCCUCCAUCCCCGUCUGGGGCGGCAGCUGGAGAGCCCCGGGCUGGGACCCACUGUGCUGGGAUGAAUGUCAGGGGUCCUGCCCAACGUGUCCCGAGGACCGGCUGGAGGAGUUCGGGGGCCCUGGCUUCUGCGGACUCUUGGCCCCUGGCACGGGUGGUCCCUUCGCCACUUGCCAUGCCCAUGUGCCACCCGAUAGCUUUUUCAAGGGCUGCGUCUUGGAUGUCUGCCUGGGCGGUGGGGCCCACGACAUACUUUGCCAGGCACUGGCUGCCUACGCUGCCGCCUGCCAGGCAGCCGGGAUCACCAUCCAAGACUGGCGGGAGCAGGCUGACUGCGCCAUCCCCUGUCCUGACAACAGCCACUACGAGCUCUGUGGCCCACCCUGCCCAGCCAGCUGCCCGUCCCCUGCGCCCCCUACAACGCCAGACCCAUGUACAGGUCCUUGCGCUGAAGGCUGCCAGUGCGAUGCGGGCUUCGUGUUGAGCGUUGACCGCUGUGUGCCCCUGGAUGGGGGCUGCGGCUGCUGGGCCAACGGCACCUACCACGAAGCAGGCAGCGAGUUCUGGGCCGACGGCACCUGCUCCCGGCGGUGCCGCUGUGGGCCUGCGGGUGGCUCUCUGGUCUGCACAGCUGCCAGCUGUGGGCUGGGUGAAGAGUGUGCCCUUCUGCCCUCGGGCCAGCACGGCUGUCACCCCAUCAGCACAGCUGAGUGCCAGGCGUGGGGUGAUCCCCAUUACAUCACCCUGGAUGGGAAGCGAUUUGACUUCCAGGGGGCCUGCGAGUACCUACUGAGCGCGCCCUGCCAGACGCCACCCAAGGGGGCUGAGAACUUCACUGUCACUGUAACCAAUGAGCACCGAGGCAGCCAGGUGGUCAGCUACACCCGCAGUGUCACCCUGCACAUCUACGACCACAGCCUGACCCUCAGCGCCCAGUGGCCGCGGCAGCUGCAGGUGGACGGCAAGCUCGUGGCACUGCCCUUCCAGCUGGAUUCGCGCCUGCGCGCUUACCUGAGCGGCGCAGACGUAGUAGUGACCACCGCCACCGGGAUCUCGCUGGCUUUCGACGGGAACAGCUUCGUGCGCCUGCGUGUGCCAGCGGCGUACGCGGGCGCCCUCUGUGGCUUGUGCGGGAACUACAACCGGGACCCUGCAGACGACCUGCAGGCUGUGGACGGGAAUCCCGGAGGCUGGCAAGUGGGCGGCGCCGCGGGCUGCGGAGAGUGCGUGCCUGGGCCGUGCCCGCCACUGUGUACGCCAGAGCAGCAGGCUGCCUUCGGCGGCCCGGACGCCUGCGGCGUGAUCUCGGCGCCGGAAGGCCCUCUGGCGCCCUGCCACAACCUUGUGCCGCCCACGCAGUACUUCCAGGCCUGCCUGCUGGACGCCUGCCAGGCUGAGGGCCACCCGGGAAGCCUCUGCCCUGCCGUGGCCGCCUACGUGGCAGCCUGCCAGGCCGCUGGGGCCCAGCUGGGCGAGUGGAGGCGGCCGGACUUCUGCCCCCUCCAGUGCCCUGCCCACAGCCACUAUGAGCUCUGUGGUAAUUCCUGCCCGGUGAGCUGCCCAAGCCUCUCGGCGCCAGAGGGCUGUGAGCCAGCCUGCCGUGAGGGUUGUGUCUGCGAUGCUGGCUUUGUGCUCAGUGGGGACACAUGUGUCCCUGUGGGCCAGUGUGGCUGCCUCCAUGAAGGCCACUACUACCCGCUGGGUGAGGCCUUCUACCCAGGGCCUGAGUGCGAGCGGCGCUGUGAGUGUGGGCCAGGCGGCCUGGUCCACUGCGAUGAGGGUACAGCGUGCCGGCCCUACGAGGAGUGCCGGUUAGAGAACGGCGUGCAGGCCUGUCAUGCUACGGGCUGUGGGCGCUGCCUGGCCAGCGGGGGCAUCCAUUACAUCACCCUUGAUGGGCGUGUCUAUGACCUGCAUGGCUCCUGCUCCUAUGUGUUGGCCCGAGUCUGCCGUCCACAGUCUGGGGACGAGGACUUCGCCAUUGUGCUGGAGAAAGAUGCAGCCGGAGACCCCCAACGCCUGCUGGUCACUGUGGCUGGCCAUGUUGUGAGCCUGGCUCGGGGUCUGCAGGUCUUCGUGGACGGCGAAGCUGUGACCCUGCCUGUGGCUGUGGGCCCCGUUCGGGUGACUGCUGAAGGACGCAACAUGGUUCUGCAGACGGCCAAAGGGCUGCGCCUGCUCUUUGAUGGCGACGCCCACGUCCUUAUGUCCAUCCCAAGCCCCUUCCGCGGCCGGCUCUGUGGCCUCUGUGGCAAUUUCAAUGGCAACUGGAGCGACGACUUUGUCCUGCCCAAUGGCAACGUGGCCCCCAGCGUGGAAGCCUUCGGAGCUGCAUGGCGGGCGCCUGGCUCCUCCCAGGGCUGUGGCGAGGGCUGUGGGCCCCACCGCUGCCCUGUGUGCUCUGCAGAGGAGACGGCACCGUAUGAAAGCACCAAGGCCUGCGGGCGUUUGCGGGACCCCCAUGGCCCAUUCGCAGGCUGCCACACAGCGCUGAGCCCCUCUGAGUACUUCCGCCAGUGUGUGUACGACCUGUGCGCCCAAAAGGGCGACAGUGCCUUCCUCUGCCGCAGCCUGGCGGCCUACACAGCAGCCUGCCAGGCGGCUGGCUUGGCCGUAAAGCCCUGGAGGACAGACAGCUUCUGCCCUCUCCAAUGCCCUGCCCACAGCCACUAUUCCAUCUGCAUGCGCUCCUGCCAGGGCUCCUGUGCGGCUCUCUCGGGCCUCACAGGCUGCACCACCCGUUGCUUCGAGGGCUGUGAGUGUGAUGACCGCUUCCUGCUCUCCCAGGGAGUUUGCAUCCCCACCAGAGACUGCGGCUGCACCCAUGGCGGCCGGUACCUGCCGGUGAACUCCUCCCUGCUCACUUCAGACUGCAGUGAGCGCUGUUCCUGCUCCCUAAGCACCGGCCUCACGUGCCAGGCAGCUGGCUGCCCUGCAGGCCGCGUCUGCGAGGUCCAGGCCGGGACCCGGAACUGCUGGACCCCCCGUGGCCUCUGCUUCUUCUCUGCAGACGCCAACCUCACCACCUUUGAUGGGGCCCGCAGAGCCGUCAGCUCUCCUGGCGUCUACGAGCUCUCUUCCCUCUGCCCAAGACGACGGCAGACUAGUCCUUGGUACCGAGUGGUUACUGACAUCAGGCCCUGCCACGGCAAGGCUGAAGCUGUGGGCUGGGCCCACAUCUUCUUCCGGGAUGGGCUGGUCACCGUGACUCGGAACCAGGGCGUGUGGGUGAAUGGUCUCCGAGUGGAUCUCCCAGCUGAGGUGUUAAAAUCUGUGUCUGUGAGUCAGAAACCUGAUGGCUCUGUGCUAGUCCAGCAGAAGGCAGGGGUCCAGGUGUGGCUUGGGACCAAUGGGCAGCUGGCUAUAAUGGUCAGCGAUGACCACACUGGAAUGCUGUGUGGGGCCUGUGGAAACUUUGAUGGGAACCAGACCAAUGAUGGGCAUGACUCCCAGGAGAAGAAGGUGAUGGAGACCUGGAGAGCGCAAGACUUCUCCCCCUGGUGA
Orycteropus afer afer is the source of this 8916-nucleotide messenger RNA. It is a transcript of the gene FCGBP, whose product is annotated as Fc fragment of IgG binding protein. Gene Ontology annotation, molecular function: protein binding. Gene Ontology annotation, cellular component: extracellular matrix. The record is from RefSeq and is a predicted model, not a curated record. Lineage: Eukaryota; Metazoa; Chordata; Mammalia; Tubulidentata; Orycteropodidae. The transcript has 18 exons. The coding region runs from base 1 to 8916 and encodes 2971 amino acids.